UUCUCCCUCUUCCCAGCCUUCUCCCGAUGCUGCUGCGGGGGGCACAUGGAGGGGGGCUCUCCCACUGAAACGCGGCGGCCGCCGCGGCCCCCCAAGCAGCACGGCCAAACCUCCGCCCCACCGGAGCACCCCGAGGCUGCCUGCAGCCCCCACGCCAUCCUGGAGAGCAAGGUGAAGGCGCUGAAGGAGAAGCGGGGGGCCGGCCGGCCAGGGACCCCAGUGGCCACCCCCGAGCGCCCCUCACCCAAGAAGACCCGUCCCCGUCGGGGGAAGCCGGGGACGGACGUGGCGGCACUGGAGCCGCGGGCUCAGCUCCGCACCUACCUGACGGAUGGGCUGCUGGAUGGUGGGGAGCCUGUGGCUGACAGCCCCCCGGUGCCCCGCGCCAGCACCCCGGGGCUCUGGCGGGUGCCGGCACCCAGGGGAGAUGUGCCGGGAGGCACCGAGCUCCCCCGGGAUGAAGGCAGCGGGUCCCAGGGCUCUGCCUCCCCUCAUGAGACACCCCCCCUGGAAGAAGAAGCCCGAACCCCACUGUGGGACCGAGAGGGUCCCUCUGUGUCCCCCGCCAUGGCGGAGGGCUGGGAGAGGCUCUCGCUGGCUGAGCGGGUGGAGAGGAACCGGCGGCUGCUGCAGGAGGUGCUGGGCCUUGCUGCCCCCGAGGUGCCGGCGAGCGACGGGGACUGGGACUCGGGGGUCUCGCUGCAGGACGCCGAGGGCUGCAGGGCCUUUGUCCCCGGGCGGGAGCUCGAGCUGAGCCCGCGGCACGAGCAGGCCAAGCAGCUGCUGCAGCGCGCCCGCAUGAAGGCUCGGACGAACCCCCUGCGCGCCAGCCACGACAUCCUCCUCCUCCCCGCCGCUGCUGCCCCGCGCCCCAGGGAGCCCAGCGGGAGGCCGAGCGUGGCCCCGCGGGACGGCGGGAGCCUGAGCGACUCGUCGAGCGGGGACUCCAGCUGCGGGCGGCCGCGGCGGCCCCGGGGACCCUCCCCGUCCCGCGUCCGCUUCGAGGACGAGUCGGCCCGUGACGCCGAGGUGCGGUACCUGGAGCGGUUGCAGCUGCGGCACCGGCGGGCGCUGGGCUCGGCGCUCUCCUCACCGGAUCCAGCCAGCAGCGGGCAGCCGGGGGAUGGGGCUGGCUGGCCCAAAGCCCGAAGUGGCGACCUGGUAGCCGGGGGCAAGUGCAGCGCCUGCGGCUCCUUCCUCGGUGCCGCCGCUGGCCGGGGCGGGGAUAUGCCGGCAGCCACCGACGCGUCCGAGGGCAGCUUUGCAGCACAAGGGAGCAUCCCUGGGGAGAGCGCGGGGCUGAGCCCUGCCCGCCCGGAGCCCAAAACCAGGGCUCUGGGCCCCCGGGGGUCCCCGCUGUGGAUCCUCCCCUCCCGGCAGCGCAUCCACACCGAGAAGAUCAAGGAGACGUACAUCGGGGACGUCACCUACAUCGAUGAGGUGGACUCAGCCCUGGAGAGCACUGACACCUCUGACAGCUGCCGGACGGACAGCGAGGAGGCAGGACCCCGCAGCCCCCACCCGAGGGGUCACCGGGACCCCCGGGCUCGUGGGCACAGGGCCCCCCGUCCUGCCCUGCAGCCGGAGGCAAGGGCUGGGAAGACGACAUGUGUGGCUGGUGGUGGCCCCUGCACAGGGGACAGGGGCUCAGGUGGCACUGCAAGCCGGCCAGGGGCUGUUUGCCCCCCACCACCGGGAAGAACUGGCAGCUGGGAGGAGGGGGACCCCCACCAGCAGCCGGGGGGCAGCGAGGGGGUGGGAAACACCGCUCAUCCCCCCCAGCAGCCCAGUGAGUCCCCGGACCGUUCCUCGCAGCCUGGGGCCAGCUCCCUAAUGCUGGGCACCCACCUCCCCACUCCCCCCCCCACCAAAAAGGCCUGCUCUCAGGUGCCUUGCAGGAAAGCCCUCCUCUCGGGUGGCAGCCGCCGGGCAUCGAGCCAAGGAGCCCGGGGCCUGGAGCCUGAUGGUGGGAGCGCUGGGGCCCCUCAGCCCAGGGCAACGACGGGACUGGGGGAGCGCCGGGGUCCCUGCGGCCCCAGGUGGCUCCCGGGGAGCCCCCUCCGUGCCUUGUCCACCAACAACUGCAACAACACCCACGGGCAGGACCCCCCGGGGACGAGCAGAGGGCCACCGUCGCAGCCUGUCACCCCUGCAUCCCAGGAGGCUGCUCGUCCACCCAGGGAAGCUGCCGGGAUGCCUGGAGCUCAGCAGCAGCGGUACCCAGCUGGGAGCACGGCACAUGGGGAGCCGGGGCGGCCGGCCAGCCGCAAGGGCAGCGGCGCUUCGGCCUCGGGGCUGAAGAAGCUCCUGUGCAGCCUCAGCCAGAGCACCAAGCAGCGCCUGGGCCGCUUCCGCUGCUACAGCAUGGAGCAGCUCCCGGCUCCCGGCGCCACCCCCCCGGAGGGCCCCGGCAUGAAGAAGUCGCCCUCCCUGCAGUCCCUGCGGCUGGUGUCACCCUUCUGCCAGCCCCGAAAAGCUGCCUCCAUCCAGAACCUGCACCCCCUCCUGGGCAAGGGACCCCGUGCCAGCGCCUACCUCCUGCCCCAGGCCGCGGCCGACAGGAAGGGGGGAUCGGGGCCACGGCGCUCGCUGAGCGUGGAGGACAUCGGGGCGCCUGGCCGGCUACGCGCGGUGGGGCGCGUGGUGGAGGUCUUCCCUGACGGCACCAGCCAGCUGGAGCUGCAGCGGCCCCCCCAGGGCGCCUUCGGGUUCUGUGUCACCUCCGGGCACGGCCGGCCUGACACAGGCAUCUACGUGCAGGAGAUGGCGGACGCCGGCACAGCCAAGCUGUACGCGGGGCUCCUGGGCGUGGGGGACGAGAUCCUGCAGGUCAACGGGGCGGCCGUUUCGGGGCUGGGGCUUGCCCGCAUCCGGGAGCUGCUGCUCCGGGCGGACACCCUGUCCCUCCGCGUGCUCAGGCACCGCCCGGCGCCCCGGUAGCCCUGGCAUAGCUCCCGGGAAGCCCGUCAGGAGGAGGACGAUGUCCUGCCACCAUCCCGGGAUGCUGCAGGAUGGCGCGGUGUGGACCAAGCUGCCCCAUGGCACCAGGCCCUGCCCUGCGCUGGUGGGAGCAGGCGGGUUCCCCUGCCCUCCGGAAGCAGAGCAGGACUAACGACCAAACCCCCCCCCCAGACAGUGUCUGGCGUCUUCAGGAGCUGCUCCAAGUGUGGGGAUGGGGGAGAGCCCAGCCCUGCCACUGAGCCAGUGUGGGGUGGCCUGUGGGUCACUGGGGUGGCCAGUGUGGGGAUGCCCCAUCCCUGCAUUCCCAGGAGGCACGGGGAGGGGGGAUGUGUGUGUGUGUGUGUCCCUGCCACCGCUGUAAACCUGUGCCCACGGGCUGG
Messenger RNA from Chroicocephalus ridibundus (black-headed gull), 3341 nucleotides. Its product is annotated as KIAA1614 ortholog. Lineage: Eukaryota; Metazoa; Chordata; Aves; Charadriiformes; Laridae. The coding region runs from base 46 to 2940 and encodes 964 amino acids. Gene Ontology annotation, biological process: establishment or maintenance of cell polarity; centrosome cycle; regulation of cellular localization. The record is from RefSeq and is a predicted model, not a curated record. The transcript has 10 exons. Gene Ontology annotation, molecular function: protein binding. Gene Ontology annotation, cellular component: apical plasma membrane; nucleus; cell cortex.